AUGGAAGAUGACAAUCAAGAGCUAGUUAUGGUUACUCGUAGCGGAAAGGUAACAAUAGGUGAUGUGAUGGGAAAUGAAGAACCUCAAAAACAUGAAGAAGAUAAAGGCAUGGAGGAACAAGAGAUACAUAUCCAUCAAAGCAUUGCCAAAGAACCACAAAGAGAAGUGGAACAACACAUUCCAAUCCCAAAAGUCAUGCAACCUUUACCCAAAAUCCCUCCCCCAUUUACUCAAUGCCUAAAGAAGAAGAAUGAGGAUGAGAAGUUCAAGAAUUUCUUAGCGGUGUUUAAGACAUUAUCAAUUAAUCUCCCCCUUGUAGAAGUAUUGUUGGAAAUGCCAGGAUAUGCCAAGUUCAUGAAAGAGUUGGUCACAAAGAAAAGGAGCUUGGAUUUUGAGAAAAUUGAACUUUCCCAUAGUUGCAGUGCAAUUAUGACUAAGGAGUUGAUAAAAAAGAGAGAAGAUCCUGGGGCGUUCACCAUUCCUUGCACCAUUGGCAUGCUCCAAUUCUCUGAAGCUUUAUGCGAUUUGGGGGCAAGCAUCAACUUAAUGCCCUAUGCGAUAGACAAACAACUUGGGUUGGGGGAACCAAAAGCAACCACAAUAAGACUCUUAAUGGCUGGCCAUUCAAUCAAACAUCCCGUGGGGAUCCUUUACGACAUCUUGGUGAAGGUUGAUCGGUUCAUUUUCCCGACUGAUUUUGUCAUUCUCGAUUGUGAAAUAGAUGCUGAAAUUACCAUUAUUUUAGGAAGACCAUUCUUAGCAACCGAAAGAGGAUUGGUGGAUGUUGAAAGUGGAGAAUUGAAAUUUCGGGUGAAUGAAGAUGAAGUGACCUUCAAUGUUUGUAAGUCAAUGAAACACCCAAGUGAUAUCCAUUUUGUGUCCACCGUUGAUGUUAUUGAUGAGGCGGUGGCUAGCGUGAGCCAUUUGAUAUGCAUGAGCAAACCUCUUGAAGUCGUGAUUGCUAACUAUGAUGAAUUCGAAAUUCAAGGCUAUGAAGAGGAAGUGGCUACUCUUUCAGGCUUGGGAGGGUAUUCAAAGACUCCAUUGAAAUUGGACAUUGAUUUGAAAAAUAGAGAGAGUCCUCCCGCAAAGCCAUCAACAGAAUAUCCACCAAAUCUGGAAUUGAAAGCACUCCCCCUAUCUCCGAUAUGCUUUCUUGGGGGAAAAUAA
Molecule: messenger RNA, 1170 nt
Organism: Solanum verrucosum
Lineage: Eukaryota; Viridiplantae; Streptophyta; Magnoliopsida; Solanales; Solanaceae
Exons: 1
Coding region: 1-1170 (389 amino acids)
Source: RefSeq, a predicted model, not a curated record